This is a messenger RNA of Vitis riparia (riverbank grape), 3486 nucleotides long. Its product is annotated as TITAN-like protein. Bases 36 to 1394 code for a protein of 452 amino acids. The transcript is spliced from 9 exons. The record is from RefSeq and is a predicted model, not a curated record. Lineage: Eukaryota; Viridiplantae; Streptophyta; Magnoliopsida; Vitales; Vitaceae.
GAAGCCCCUUGCAAGGUCUUGUUGUCCGUAUAACAAUGGCGGGAAUUGGGAACCCUAAACCUAAUCUCAACAGCGACACUGCGAAGAAGAUGGCGAAGAAGAAGAAGAGUAAUAAUGGAGAGUUCGAGUUCUGCAAGGUCUGCAAUCUCAAUCACAACCAAGGGCGGCGCCACAACUACUUCCCAAACCACACAAAGUCUCUCUCCUCCUUCCUUUCCAGGUUUCUCUCCAAACUUUCCGACGUCCGUUUCUCUCUGAAAGACCCUAGCCCUGUUCGCCCCGAACACGCUUCUCGGAACCGACUCUGGUGCAUCUUCUGCGAUGCCGACAUCGACGAGCUCGGAAGCUCAUUCGCUUGUAACAAUGCAAUUAAUCACUUGGCGAGUUUGGAUCAUUUGAAGAAUCUGAAGAGUUUUCUGUGGAAACAUGGAGGUGGAAUGGAUCGGGUGGAUUCUUUUAGGGUUUCCGAGGCAGAUCUUGCUAAGUGGGAGAAAAAGUGUAAGCUGUUGAAGAGCACGGAUGCAUCAUCUAGUGAAGGAUCUUGCAGGCCUUUACUCGGCCCUUCAAAUGAUAUCCACAAUGAACUCAACUAUGAAAAUAUAAAUAAUUUUGACAAAAAUGUAGUCCACUCUCUUGAAUCAAGUCUUUCAAAUGGUGUUAUGCCUUUACAAUAUCAUACAAAUGAGAUAUAUCAGGUAUCUCAUUCAGAAUUGUUUGGAGUUCCAAAGGUUGGCUCUCUCCUACACGAUGUUACCUCUUUUUUGCCUGCGGAGACACAUUCUAGCACAGAUUUAUGGAACUUGAAGGAUUUGACAGUUCACAGGGAGAGCCAACCUCCUCUAUGUAACAGUAAAAGAUCAUCAGCUGAUUCCUAUCUCAGUAAUGGAGGGGUGUAUCAGGUGUGUCGGGAUGAAAGAGUGGCUAAUGGAGGGAGCAGUUCUCAGAGUUUGCAAUAUCUCACGCAAAUAUGUUCCAAGUCUCCUGAAGAAGCUGAAGGAAAUGUGCAUUCUGGUGCACCUCCUCCUUGGUUUGAAGCAACUGAAGGAAACCAGCUCAAUGUUCUGCAAAAACCAGGAUUUGGUAGCCUCACUUCUCCAAUCAGCAAAUCAGGAAAGUCCCAUAAAUUGAACCCCAAACGAGUGGGAGCUGCUUGGGCCGAAAGGAGAAAGAUUGAGCUGGAGAUGGAAAAGAGAGGGGAGAUCGUCACCAGUAACUGUGAUGUUAACUGGCUUCCCAAUUUUGGUAGGGUUUGGCAAUCAGGCAGCCGUAAGGAAUCAAGGAAAGAAUUUGAGACGGAGAAGCAGAAAUUACCCAAGGUUGAAAAUCAGUCUGAUUUAUCUAUCAAGAUUCAGCCUUAUAUCAGCAAAAGAAUGCGAAGAGAUGUAAAUGACUGAUGGAUACUGGUGUCACCUUUGCACUGAAGUUUUGUUUGGAUAUGUAUGUUCCUCCAAGUCCUCUAACCAUUAGAACCACCUGAGUCCUUUAACCUUCAGAUUGAACAGUGGUGCCUGAGUCUGUACAUUCUUCUGCAUUUUCCCCAAGUUGAGUUUGGAGUCAUGUCCAGAAGCAGGGAGUAAUCAUAGUGUCAAAAAUCAAUCAGUCAUCAUUUGUAAGGCCGUUUGCUGGGAAGAUUGCUGCCAACUGAUGUCUGUAUUUUAAUAAUGACCAAGUGGGCAUUUGGUUUCUCUCUAAAGCAUUCAUUUAGAAUUUUCUUCCCAUGUCAUUUGUUUUGAGAACUUAUUGAAGUUAUGCUGAAGGGUGAUUCAUCCAACUAGAUUAAAUGAGUACCUUGACUGAGUUUCAACUGCCCCCCUCAGUCGGGUUAGACAUGUCAUGAUUCUAAUGCCAAGGGUAUGAAAUGGAUUAAAUGUGGUUCGUCAAAAUUCAAUUCAUUGCCUGGGCCAUGAUGGGGCAUCCCAUCUCUGGCAUUUCAUACUCUGUACAGAUUUGCCUUCAUAUUUUCCUGCAUGUUCUGUUGCACAUAUUGGCAGAUCUAGGUAUAUUUGCAUAACUUAUCUUGCAUUUACAUAGGACAUCCCAGCUGCAGAUUAAAUGGAAUGAAAUACUAGUGAGUUCUUCAUAUUUAUUUCAGUACACUAUUAUUUGGUUUUCCAUUUGAUGUAUGAUAGAAAAACUAGCUGAGUUUCGCCUCUGUGCAUCAACAGCUGCCUAUGCCUUCAGAAUUUGAAUCUGCACCUUUCAUUUCUAUACCAAUAUGUUCGCACAUUUGUGUGUCAGGCGUUUCCAAGUAUCAGUCUGGCAUCGGAUACCAUUGCUAUCUGCCUCUUAUUCAUGGCAGUGACCCAAGACUUGCAUGGAUUUUUUCCACCCUUGAGUGGUUUGCUCUUUGCCGCUACAUGCAAAAAUGCCAUGACAUCUAUAUAAACAUGUUAAUUCAUGCACAUGUUUGUAAUAAAGAAUGUUUGCCAUUGAAUGAGCUGUUUUUUCUCUUUCUUUUUGUUGGAUCGCCUGUAAAAAAGAAUGUUCUUGCUACUUUACUGUACUGUUUCGGAGGGACAAAAUCUUGUAGAGUUUGAUUUGCCGACCAGCCUAAAAUUCCAGAGCUUCCCUUUAGAAGAAACCAAGUUUUCGUCGCAUAGGAACUCCCAGGAAAACCACUUUUCAAUCAUUCGAUCUACAUCAUGGACCACUACAUUGGUCAUGUUCCCAGCCCUUGCUAUCAUGCUAGCAGUGUAGAUUGCAGCCAUCCGCCCUGGUGCCUCUGCUCUAUCCCCUCUUGGUCCAUCCACCACCACCACAUCCCACUUGAGCUCAUACACUUCCUGUGGUAGCUUUGUUAAUGCCAGUUGGCAAGUUGAUUCUUCAAGUGGCUUGGAGUGAGGUGCGCAAGCUGGAUCUUCCCUUGCAUGCUUAAGCACCCUGUAUGCUUCUCCAGCAGGUUCAUCCUCUAGAAGGAUGGUGGUGCCACCAGCAUUCAUUGAUGCGAGAAUAAGAUGUUGAGGUUCAAGCCCGAAAAUAAGGAGGUUGCAUGGGGCUCUAUGGGAAAUAAGAUUUGACAAAAGCUGGAAUUCCUUUUCUGUAAGGGCAGUCGCAUUGGCAGAGUUGUUAUGCUGACUCCUCCUGGCUCCUGGAGCUCGCAAUGGAGUCUUCCUGCAUGUUCGAGAAGCAGAGGAACAUGUGUGUAGAGAAGUAGGAGGCAAAGCAGGAAGAGGACGUGAAGAAGAUGAAGCAGUAAUGGUGAUCCAGAGAAAUCUGAGGAUGGAGAUAAUUGAAAGAAUGAAAACUAAUACAGUAAUGGACCUCUUUCCAAUGAAUUUCAUUCUUUUACCUCCCCUGUAAUAUUUGCAGCUCAGAGGUAGAUCAAGUUGCUUUUUCAGAGAGACUGGAUGAAGGAACUGUGAUCGGCAAGUAACAAGAGGAUGGUUGAAUGGUGGGGUUCUGGAUCAUAAUGGUUGUUAUUCUGAUGGGCCCCCUCUGUACUUCCCUUUGAGUGAGGAAGAAGGUAUGCCUUUGCUUUUCUUUCAA